AAAGACUGAAUAAAGCUGCUUGGAAACUGCCUGAUAAAGACGAGACUUCAGCAGUUUUCUUGUAUUCCGAGAUGAAGACAGCUGGUUUCUUCGAGCAAAUAUCAAGAAAGAAACAACGUUAAGAGGAAUCGAGCCCCGAGAAAAUAUAUUCUCCCCAUGAGACUGAAACAGUCAGUAAUGUUGAAGCUGAUUAGUCCUCUGCUUCUCCUUUGUUUACUUCCAGCUGUGGUUCCCCUCUUCUGCUACACCUGUGUUUUCCCCACCAUCUCACCUCUUGACUGCAUCAGAUUUCCUCUGAAGUGUCCACCUGGGCAGCUCUGUCUGUCCAGCAAAGCUGUGGGCAUGAAAGGAGACUUCCAUGUGGUGUUGUAUGAGAAGAGCUGCGUCCUGCCCGCCCUGUGUGGAGUUACGGGCGAAAAAUAUACCAUGGGACUCAACUUCACCUUCACCAAUGAAUGCUGCAACACACAUCUGUGCAACAGAGCUGCAGUACCUGCUUCCCCCCAUUUGACAGGCACAAUACUCAUAUUACUUAUAUCAUACUCAGUUUGGUGAAUAGAAAAAUAUAAAAGCAAUGUGAAAGAGAACGAGUUUGACACACAUGAAGUGGAGUUGUCUUUUUUGCCCUCUAGUAGACUGUACUCAGUUUCCUCUUAGUAACUGUGCACUAAUCUAUGCUAAACCAAGGUUUGUUUUACCACGAGUGUGAGAUGGAAAAAUAACAUUUUUCUCUGAUUAUUGAUAACAACGUCUAAAGAAAUGCCUUUCUGGUUGCAGAGUUGUUUUUGGCGG
Xiphias gladius (swordfish) is the source of this 792-nucleotide messenger RNA. Its product is annotated as sperm acrosome membrane-associated protein 4-like. The record is from RefSeq and is a predicted model, not a curated record. NCBI's taxonomy places the organism in Eukaryota, Metazoa, Chordata, Actinopteri, Istiophoriformes, Xiphiidae. The transcript has 3 exons. The coding region runs from base 157 to 555 and encodes 132 amino acids.